UGAUGACUUUGAAUAGCAGUUUUAAGUUCGUUCUGAAUGUUUCUAAUAUCUGCCUGAAGCGAUUUUGAUACCUCCAUCGCACAAUUUAUGUUCAUCUAUAUACCACACACACAAUUUAAGUCACUGACUGCCGACGACAUUAAGCCGCAAGUCUCAGCACUUUCUGAAGGUGGCAGCGGCUAUCAUCACUAGCGCUGGCACUGAGGGCGGGAGAGGGCCCUGCGGAAGGGGGCCAAUAGCAUGGAAAGAGAAACAAAUAUCGAAUCAGAAUUCGUUCUUAUGCUAACAUAGUUCUCAGUUUGAAACGUUUAAACCGUAUUCCUCGUUCACCAAUGUGAGACGUCUUCAAGCUAAUUAGAGGUAAAAAUUUGGAAUGGCCAAACGAAAUGCAACAUCUGAACUAAACCAUGACAACUGGAAUGAAGAGGAAGCUCCAGAAGAAGCAGGAACAUUCUGUAAAGCCACGCCUGAUGUUAUGAAGCAUCGCAUAAUUAGAUCAGCCAAACGGAGAUCUGGUGGUAGUACAGAAGAUCAGAAUGAAGCAGCUAAAAGCCCAUUUGCUACAUUUGGGGGCUUCAAAGCAGCUUCCAAUAACCCUGCAUCAACAUUCAGCUUCUUAACAAAAGUGAACAAACCUAAUGAUACAUUGAACAGCUCAGUCAGUAAAAAUGUGCAAACAGGCUCCACAGAUGCCGCUUCUGACAGUAAGUCUGCAGAGUAUUACUCAAAGCUGAAGAGUCUGAACCAGUGUGUGUCGCAGUGGAUAAAAUCACAUGUCGACAGCAACCCAUUCUGUAUCCUCACCCCCAUUUUUAGAGACUAUGAGCUCUACUUGACUGAAAUUGAUGGGAAGGAGUCCAAGCAAAAUCUUGGGAAAGAGGCAGAUGUGACACAAAAGAGAGUGAAGUCACCAGAGAAGUCACCAGAGAAAUCACCAGCUACACAGGGCAUCAUGACUAAGUGUGACACAGCAAGGUCGGUGGAGGGCCCUGCCACUGAAAGCAAAGAAUCAAAAGGCUUUACCCAAAGUUCUGGGAGCAGCACAACAACUUUCAGUUUUGGUUCUGCACCUUCCAGCAGUUCCAAUUCGAUGGCUGGGUUCACCUUUGGAAGUUCCCAACCAUUCACAUUCAGCAAUGUGUCAAAGCCAGAAAUUAAACCAGAGGAGAGCAACGAAGAAGAGGCUGAUGAGCAACCGUUCAAAGUAGAAUUCACACCUGUCACUGAGGAGGGUGCUAUUUAUUCCAAGAGAUGUAAGGUGUUUGUGAAGAAAGAGGCUUCAUUCCAAGAGCGUGGCGUGGGCAUGCUGUACCUGAAACCAGUUGGGGAGAAGACGCAACUGAUUGUGCGGGCUAAUACUAGUCUGGGAAACCUACUGGUUAAUACCCUGCUGAUGGCCAGUCUGCCUGUGCAGCGUAUGGGUUCAAAUAAUGUGAUGUUAGUGUGCUUGCCAACGCCUGACACCAAGCCACCGCCUGUACCUGUUCUUUUCCGAUUCAAGACUGGCGCCGAUGCAGAUGAAGCAUUUGAUAAAUUCAAAGAAUACAUGAAGUAACCAGUUCACGUUAAUUUGAGUGAUAAUUUAGUAACUGCUACCAAAUAAGCCAGCUUAUGAAAAGUGUUGUGCUAUACAUAUUUUAUGUCUCACAGAUUAUAAAAAACAUUGAACCUUUUCCUGGUCUGAAGAUAUGUGUCAUAUGGCUGUGGCUUCCGAAUUCUUCCGUUAAUCAUUCUAAAUCAAUUGUUUUUUUUUCCUGAAUAAAUAUGGCUUUGUUCAACAUA
Molecule: messenger RNA, 1782 nt
Organism: Cryptotermes secundus
Lineage: Eukaryota; Metazoa; Arthropoda; Insecta; Blattodea; Kalotermitidae
Gene: Nup50
Product: nuclear pore complex protein Nup50
Exons: 6
Coding region: 374-1555 (393 amino acids)
Biological process (GO): protein import into nucleus
Cellular component (GO): nuclear pore
Source: RefSeq, a predicted model, not a curated record